UAACUAGAGGCCUCAAAUUCGAGUCUCUUGAACACAAAAUCACCUUCGUUAAAAAGUGUUUUACUAUUCAAUGUGAACCCUAACGCAAUCCAAAUUUAGUCGGAUAGCUCUUAACCAGAUAUCUUGAAUUCAAGUCCCAUGAACACAAGAGCGCCUUUGUUAGAGCGUGUUUUACUAUCCAAUGUGAACCCUAGUACGAAUUCAAAUUUAAUCGAAUAGCUCUUUCACGAGUUUUCGAAUUUGAGUCCCUUUGAACACAACAUCACCUUUCUGAUAGAAAUGACACAUUCUCUUCCCAUAUUUUCCUUUUCAGACUACAAUACCAAAACAAACAAGUGAUGAGUACAGAAGAGACUCUUGUUGAAGCGGCGCUGCGAGUUCUCAACACUGCUGAACCUGUUGAGAAAGCUCGCAUUGGUGACGAAGUAGCAAACAAAUGGCUGCAAGGUCUCAUUUCUCAGCCUUAUAAUCCUGCUGAAGAACUCCCUGUUCCUGAUCGUCCAGCCCGUCUUACAAAUGUGAAGUUGGUGUCACCAAGUCUCAUGCCUAAGCUUGGAAAAGCAGGAAGCUUGCAGAGUAGACAGGCCAUUGUACAUAGUCUUGUACACACUGAAAGCUGGGCUAUUGAUUUGUCUUGGGAUAUAGUUGCUCGAUUCGGCAAGCAGCAGUCAAUGCCAAGAGAGUUUUUCACUGAUUUUGUAAAGGUUGCUCAAGAUGAGGGGAGGCAUUUUACUCUACUUGCAGCACGGCUUAAGGAACUAGGUUCAUUCUAUGGAGCUUUACCUGCUCAUGAUGGCCUGUGGGAUUCAGCCAUUGCUACUUCUAAGGAUCUGUUGGCUCGUUUGGCUAUUGAACACUGUGUUCAUGAGGCCAGAGGACUUGAUGUGAUUCCAACAACAAUAUCCCGUUUCCGCAAUGGUGGUGAUAGUGAAACAGCUGAGUUACUGGAGAAUGUGGUGUAUCCAGAAGAAAUAACUCACUGCGCUGCGGGUGUCAAAUGGUUCAAGUAUCUUUGCUUAAGAUCAACAAAUCCAAAUGUGAGUGAUAUUCCUUCAGAAGAAACUAGUAAUGUAGACAAUGAAGUGAUUCAAAAGUUCCAUUCCACUGUGAGGACAUAUUUCAGAGGGCCAUUGAAACCUCCUUUUAAUGAGCAAGCAAGAAAAGCUGCUGGAUUUGGUCCACAAUGGUAUGAGCCUCUUGCUGUUAAAGAUUUCACAGUACUAUGAAGGUCUCUCCUUGAUGGUAGAACGUUGUAGCAGAUACCCUGCGGAAUUAGUCGAGGUAUGCAAAAGUUGGCCCAAACAUUACGGUUUAUUCCAAAAACCAAAGCUCCUCCUCUGGUUUCUGUAAAACUAUAUUUCAAAAUUUUCAGGAUAUUAAGCAUAAAUGUUACACUAGAUUAUUGAGGGGAUUCUUCAAAAUAGAUCAACAACUAUUUGUAUCCUUCUCAA
Solanum pennellii is the source of this 1451-nucleotide messenger RNA. RefSeq lists its product as uncharacterized. Lineage: Eukaryota; Viridiplantae; Streptophyta; Magnoliopsida; Solanales; Solanaceae. The transcript has 4 exons. The record is from RefSeq and is a predicted model, not a curated record. Bases 339 to 1226 code for a protein of 295 amino acids.